This is a messenger RNA of Anneissia japonica, 637 nucleotides long. RefSeq names its product phosphatidylinositol N-acetylglucosaminyltransferase subunit P-like. The transcript is spliced from 3 exons. The annotation marks the transcript as partial. NCBI's taxonomy places the organism in Eukaryota, Metazoa, Echinodermata, Crinoidea, Comatulida, Comatulidae. The record is from RefSeq and is a predicted model, not a curated record.
UUUUUAGUUUUGUAUAUCAUAUGGGCAUAUCUUCCUGAAAGUUGGCUCCAUUAUGUUGGCCUGACCUAUUGGCCACAAAAGUAUUGGGCGUUGGCUGUGCCUGUGUACUGCUCUGUGUGUGUUCCAUUCCUCUACUUCUUCUACACAGCUUACAACUUCAGCAUUACACUGCCACUUGAUUCUAUUAACACUAUGCAAGAUGACUAUUCCAGAUCGCCAUCUCAAGUUGCCGAUCCAACAGUCGCAAUUCCCCCCAUAUCAGAUAUUCCAAUAAGUGAAGUUAAUAGGCAUUUGUACAGAAGUUUGCCAACUGAUGUAAACUGAAUUGCAUAAUCGUAAUGCAGGUUGUUAGACCUCUGUAGAGAAGGCCAGCAUACAGAAACCGAAUAGGACCUGGGACUUACAAGAUGUUCUCCAUACUGUAGAUUCCAUGUAGCUUAUCUUGACAUUGUAGAGGCAGUGGUUGCAGUCUGUCCAGGCUUAAGCAUUGUGGUUGUUGAGACUUUGAAUCCCACCCAGUCUAUUAAAUACUACUGUAAAUGUCAUUUGUAAAAAAGUAUUAUAUUGAAAUACAGUGCUCCCACCUAUUUCAAUUUAUUCCCUUUAAUAAGUGCAUGGGUGCUAUUUAAAUACAUGC